Symsagittifera roscoffensis is the source of this 1411-nucleotide messenger RNA. RefSeq lists its product as uncharacterized. Bases 566 to 1396 code for a protein of 276 amino acids. NCBI's taxonomy places the organism in Eukaryota, Metazoa, Xenacoelomorpha, Acoela, Convolutidae. The transcript is spliced from 6 exons. The record is from RefSeq and is a predicted model, not a curated record.
AUUCAAAGCAAAAAACGUGCAAGGUUGGCGUAUGUUAUUGGUAUAUUCGAUGUACACUUAAAAUAUUAUAGUUUUGAUGAUAUAAAUCUUUCAUUAACGAAAAAACCAAAACGUUGUAUUCAAAACAAACCAACUAAAACGUAUAUUCACUUAAUUCAAGAUUGAAAAUCAUAAACUUCAAUUAAUGAUUUAAAAAUUAACAUUUUGGUAUAAAAAGCAGAAAGAAACAGAAAUAAUUGUUAAGUGAAAUUUUGAGUCACCAAUUUAAAAAAUCUAAGUAUUAAUCUUUCAUUUCAAUUCCUUACUCUCGAAAAAAGUUGUCUCGCUGCUGACAUCAAUCAAUGAUAGAUCCUUAUUAAAAUAUUAUCAAUUGAUCAUUUUGAUUUCUAUCCCAUAAAUCUGUGUGGUUGUUACAUAAUAAUAAAGGUUUCAUUAAUACACUUGGCUGCCAUCAAUUAUUUGCAAUUCUCCGUUCAUUAAUUAGCGAAUUCUUUUUAUUAUUUACUAAGAUUCCGUUACUUGAUUGGUUAAUUAGUGCUUAAGUGGUUAUCAAGGUUGACUAAUCAUGGACUUGUCAUUGGUGCCUGGCUCUCACGAGUUCUCUUCGUUCACCAAUGCGACUCGGGUGACUCCGAGAGAGAAACAGCCGAAGAGUUACAUGUUCAUACUCGACACUCCAGACCAGUCGGAGCACGAAGGAUCAGUCAAGGACUCUGACUCUGACUUGAGCGAGACCCAAAAGCAGGCGCAGCAGUUGAUCCAGCAGUGGAGUGAGGCCCAGUUCGAGAUAGACCAGAGAGACAGGGGCAAAAAGAGGGGGGAGUUGGUGGACAGGUAUCACAGACAGUACUUGGAGGCACUGCAGAAACAGGAAGCUAGAGAAGUCAUCAAUCCCAUCAUUGAAUGCGAACAUUGCGUGGAAGAGCUCAAAUCCGACAGGCCGAAAGAGUACUUAGCCGACUACUUGGACAUGAUCAAACAGGACAGAUCAGGAACUAAGAGCCAAUCAGAGAAGAGCAAAGUGGAGGAUGUGAAAUCAUUAGAUGAGAUCACGUGUCAUAUGCAGGCUACAAUCGAGGAGCAUGAAGACAAGUUGAGGAAGCUGGAACAAAGGCUGAAGGAACUCAGUGCUGGGCGGGAUCAAUCGUACGAAAUUGAGCAGAGUCUAGGAGUUAAGCCAGUAGAAAUUCCAAAGAGCACUAUGCAGCCAAAGUUCCAACGCAUCAUGAGCCAGAAGAAGAAGCGAAGCAUUGAGAUACGGGAGAAGAGUCGAGAGAACUUGAUACGCGACCAGAGGCCAUUCUCAUUCUACAAUCGAUCCGAAACUUCAACAUCUGCUGACUGCUCGAACAGACAUUGUAAAUGUUUGGAGCCUGCGGAUGAUUCAUACCUGUAAAAAGUCACAUUUACU